AUGCCUUCGAAAUCAGAAAAUCGAAAGACACCACAGCUGGGCAGCGAGGAUCUGAUCCCUUUUGACCAUGCUGCUGCCGGACAUGACGGCGUUCGCUGUACGGCCUCUGGCGCCCUGAUCGCGAAACCGUGCACGCGGCAAGAGGUAGAAUUCUACGAAUCCAGCGCGCUCCACCCGGAAUUACAGGAGUUCAUGCCUCUCUACGUCGGAUCCCUCUCAUCUUCCGAACAACAGCAACCGCUGGCGAUUGCUGCCGCCCGAGAAUCUGGCAUCCUUCCCCUCUCCGAGCCCGGCGACGUAACGGCCGAUUUCUCCCAGCCUAGCCAACCGCCAUCCCACACAACCGCCACGCACAAAGACGGCGCUGCCCCUGCUAAGGAGGAAUCAGUAUGGGUGCCCUCUGGAGGCAAGGAAAUCGAUACUGGUUUGUCGAUCGUGCUGGAGAACAUCGCCUGUGGGUUCCGUCGGCCAAACGUGCUGGACGUUAAGCUCGGCGCGCGUUUAUGGGCGGACGAUGCGCCGCUCGAGAAGCGGAAGAAACUUGAUACCGUAUCGAAGGAAACCACCAGUUCUAGCGUUGGAUAUCGCAUCGCGGGCAUGAAAGUCUGGACUGGCCACAAUGGGGAGACCGAUGAGGGCGAUCGGACAAACCCGUAUGCUACGAAAUACGAGGGUGCAGAGGGCGAAAGAGGCGAAGUCAUCGAGAAGGAUGGCUAUCGGCGGUAUGACAAGUGGUACGGUCGCUCCUUCAGUAAGGAUAAUGUCAAGCAAGGCUUUGAAACCUUUCUUGCUGGCGCAAAGGCGGGCAAGAUAGACCGAUCAAAAAUGGUCGCCCAGCGCUUGACGGAAGAAUUGAAAAACUUGCAGCGUGUUCUUGAAUCAAAAGAGAGCCGGAUGUACUCUGCGAGUGUAUUGGUGGUCUACGAAGGAGAUAUAGAAGCGAUGGAGCAGGCAAUUGAAGAGGAACAGAAAGCCCCAGCAACCCGUUCUCGGGAAGAAGAAGAUGAUGAUGAAGAUGACGAGGAAUUUGAACUUCCCGAAGAAGCUUUCCAGAUGGUUAAUGUCCAGCUUGGUGAUGGGAUGCCUCAACAGGCUAUCAAUAUCAGCAUUGACCCCGAAACCAUGCAGAUGCCCGACGUGGACGAUGACGAGGAGGACGAAACUCCUAAAGUCCACGCCCUCCGCCUGAUUGAUUUUGCACAUGCCAGCUGGACCCCUGGACAAGGCCCGGAUGAGAAUCUACUCAUGGGUGUGCGCAGCCUCGUUAAGAUGUUUGAGGAACUGGCAGAGUGA
Messenger RNA from Penicillium roqueforti, 1293 nucleotides. RefSeq names its product inositol polyphosphate multikinase. Gene Ontology annotation, molecular function: inositol-1,4,5,6-tetrakisphosphate 3-kinase activity; inositol hexakisphosphate kinase activity. The coding region runs from base 1 to 1293 and encodes 430 amino acids. The record is from RefSeq and is a predicted model, not a curated record. The transcript has 2 exons. Gene Ontology annotation, biological process: phosphatidylinositol phosphate biosynthetic process; inositol phosphate biosynthetic process. NCBI's taxonomy places the organism in Eukaryota, Fungi, Ascomycota, Eurotiomycetes, Eurotiales, Aspergillaceae. Gene Ontology annotation, cellular component: nucleus; cytoplasm.